ACCAAAUGCUCUAAACUAUUCUAGCAUCCGACCUGGACACCCGCUGGUACAGAAGCGCAUCCUGUUCUUAUAUGAACUGAUUGAGUCGCCUUCUGUACUGCGCAAAACUCGGAAUCUCAGCUCUUGAGAAACCUCAGUCGCUCAAUCAUCCAAAGUUCCAACUUUAGCUCUUAUCUUCUGGUUUCUUUGGAAAUCUUGCUGUAAUCGGUCUUAGUUGCAGCGGGGACAGGGAGGAUGUCAACACCGGCUAAGAAAAGGUUGAUGAGGGACUUCAAGCGGUUGCAACUGGAUCCUCCAGCAGGCAUCAGCGGUGCUCCAUAUGACAACAACAUAAUGCUUUGGAAUGCUGUUAUUUUUGGUCCGGAUGACACUCCUUGGGAUGGAGGUACUUUUAAGUUGACGCUUCAGUUCAGCGAGGACUACCCAAAUAAGCCACCAACAGUGCGAUUUAUUUCUCGAAUGUUCCAUCCUAACAUUUAUGCCGAUGGAAGCAUAUGUUUGGAUAUCCUGCAAAACCAAUGGAGCCCUAUAUAUGAUGUUGCAGCGAUACUUACUUCAAUCCAGUCGUUGCUUUGUGAUCCAAAUCCAAACUCACCCGCCAACUCAGAAGCAGCACGGCUGUUUAGUGAGAAUAAGCGAGAGUAUAACAGGAAGGUGCGUGAGAUCGUUGAGCAAAGCUGGACAGCAGACUAACUAAAGUCUGAUGUCUCCUCGCUCUGAGUUAGACCAGCUGGUUGCUUCUCUUUGGUCUGCUAAACUCAUUGUUGUUUGAUUCAUGAACUAAACAUGCAAUCACCAUUCACAAUGUUCGUAGGGACUAUGUCUGUUAUCUCUACUCUUGCUUAUAUAUAUAUGUGACAGUGUGACUGUACAUAAAAUCUCCUGAAUCUGAGUUGUGGAACUUGAUGAACUUUCCCCCAGUUGGUGUCACCCUUAGGAGGUGCCUGUUUGGCUUAACUUUUGGAUGUCUAAAACACUUUUAUUACGUCUAUAUGAUUAGGCCAUGUUUUUGCUCUACUGCAGCGAGUGCGAACACCAUGCCAGACGUGGCAUGACUGCUGGCCACUUGACUGCUGGUAUCCUAGUGCAGCUGAGCCUGAAGAAUGGUGUUAAACCAAGUGCUUGGAGGUCUCUGGUUGAGCGGUGAAUGCUUGGUGACGACUCUCCAAAGCUUGAGAACAGAGAUUUAUGAUGCCUUGUUUGUGGACAAGAAGCGCCACAAGUCAUCAAAACAAAAGCUCCCGGAGACCCGGAGAAAUGAACUCCCAUAACCAAAGAUUCGUUGCUUGUGUCACAGUCCAAGGAUGUUGUAUUGAAAGUGAUCAGUGUGAGAUACGAGUCAUAUAACAGCAUCAAUGAUUCAAUGGUAGUAAAGUUAUCAGCAAUGGUUUUAAUGUCACUCAAAUAAUAAUCCAUAAUUGAGAUACGAGUCCAUAAUUGACAACCACCUUAAUUCCAUUGGCUAAGCUGGAUUGGUACACAUACAUCUGUAGAGUGUAGAUUAGUAUCUCAAUAAGAACAUGGGAGUUGCGG
Messenger RNA from Cuscuta epithymum, 1533 nucleotides. Lineage: Eukaryota; Viridiplantae; Streptophyta; Magnoliopsida; Solanales; Convolvulaceae. The record is from the annotation of a GenBank genome assembly.